AUGUUCCCGCCACGGUCUUGCGCAGUAAGACUAUUUUUUGUGAAUUCGCACGAUAGGUACGCCUUCGACUACGUGUUCGAUGCCACGGCGACGCAGAGGGCCGUCUAUGAAAACACCACGAAAUUUCUCAUACAGGGCGUCGUCGACGGUUACAACGCAACCGUGUUCGCGUAUGGAUGCACCGGUGCCGGCAAGACGUACACCAUGAUCGGGAACGGCCAGGAGGGCCACCAGGGCAUCAUGGUCCUCACGCUGCAGGAUCUCUUCAAGCAACAGCGCAGGGCAAGCGAGGUACAGGGUAGGCGUUACUCCGUGACCGUCUCCUUCCUCGAGGUGUACAACGAAAAUAUUCGUGAUCUCUUGAACGACACCGGGGAGUUUUUGGAUUUGCGGGAAGACCCCAUCAAGGGCCCGACUGUCUCGGGACUAGCCGAAGUGGAAGCCCGGACACCGGAAGAGAUCAUGGACCUCCUUCACCAAGGGAACCAGAGCCGAACCCAGCAAGCUACACGCGCUAAUGCUGCCUCUUCCCGUUCGCACGCGGUGCUGCAGGUGGUGGUGGAGAGUCGUGACAAAGCGCCGGGAACGGUAGCGACGAUGCAUAUUGGAAAGCUGAGCCUGGUGGACCUGGCGGGAUCUGAAAGAGCGGCCGCCACGCAAAACCGAGGGGUGCGCUUGGUGGAGGGAGCCAACAUCAAUCGCUCGUUGCUAGCGCUAGGAAACUGCAUCAACGCGCUAGGGGAGAGGGGCAACAAGGGGCAGUUUGUUCCUUAUCGUGAUUCGAAGCUGACUCGCCUGUUGAAAGAUUCCCUGGGGGGAAACUGCCGAACCGUCAUGAUUGCCAACAUAAGCGGUGCCUCGUCAUCUUUCGAGGAAACGCUCAAUACCCUCAAGUACGCCAACCGCGCCAAGAACAUCAAGACGAACGCCACCCGCAACUCCCUGGACGUGAACCACCACAUCUCCGAGUACGUUAACCUCAUCGGCAGCCUGCGCACCGAGAUAACCAGGCUCAAGCACCAGCUCGUGAGGGGCGGACGGAGUGGCGGCGGCGUAGGCACGGGCGCAGGCGGCGACGGAGUCGGUUCUAGCCGGUCUGAGGCCAUGGUGUUCUCUCCGUCCCUCAAGGCGAGUACCAACUCUCUGUUCGCCCCCGCGGACGACGAGCAGCAAGAGCUCAGAGGCUCGCGCGGCAAAGAAAUCACCGGGAGUUCGGAACGGGCGUCGUUGUUGUUGUCGCCGUCGUCGUCACCGUCGGCAAAACUUACGAACGAUGUUGGAAGCGUUGGUGGCGUUGAUGCUGGCGCCGGGUCGAUGAUGGAGGCGGUCGACGGGGCUGCCGGGAGCGGCACAAGCAGCCGAAACGGCAUCGACUUGGCCAUGGUUGCCGGUGUUAGGGAUGCUCCCGCGUCUUCUCCGCCGGUGUCGAUGGCGGAUGGGGAGGGAGCAGUGGUCUCCUCUCCUCAGGACAGAGAUUUCGUGGAAGAGGUACGCGAGAAGAUCGUGGAGAACUUCCGGGAAAGGAUGCAGCUGCGGCGGUCCCUUAUCGAGCUGGAGGAUCAAAACGUCCAGAACAGCAUAGAGGUCGGAAAGAGACAACUGUCACUUGUGGAGUGGCACGGUGGGAGGCGCCUUCCUCAAGAGGCCGCUAGCGACGCGUUACGAGGGUUGACACGGCACGGGGGGUGGGCAGAGGCCGUCGCGGAAGCAGCGGAGGCGGCGGCCGCCGGCGGCCGGGGUGACGGGAGCAUCAUCUCACCCCCACCGCCAGAGGUUAGGGUGGCGUGGAGGGAGUGCGAGCAGCUGUGCAGCGCCAUCUCCAAGAAUAACGAGACGAAGCGCAAGAUAUCGCGACGGUUGAGGAACAACGGCCGCCAGGCCGAGAGGUUCAAAGCAGACCUGGAUGGAAAGAUAACCGGCGAGGACAGAAACCAACUCAUGAGAUUGCAGUAUCGCAUCGGCAAGCUAGAGUUGGACAAUAUGGAGCUAGAGCAGAGCCGAAUUGUGCACGAGAGCGCCAUGAGGGGGAAAGACCUCACCAUAGAGAAGCUACAGCUGCAAUUGGCCGUACGAGAUCGAACAAUCGCUCUUCAGCAGUCAGUUCUCAAGGAGCACGGCCUCGACAACGUUGGCUUUCCCGGAAGCGUCGGAAUCACGGACGCUUUGGACGCCUUCCUUCCCGAGGGGGUUGUCGUGGGUCGUACCGACAGCGUCGGGAGUACAUCGUUCGACGAUGGUGACCACGGCGGCGACGUCCAUAACGGUGAUGACCAAGAUGAUGGCGACGACGGCGACAGCGGCGUGCUAAUCCCUCGAUGUAGAAACGGAAGGAGGGGCGGCUGGGGCUCGUCGUCUUCAGAUAGCGAGGAAGACUCCCGCCAGAACACAGCCGCAAAGAUGAACGGGGGGGGGGCGAAGAAAGACGGUCCCGCUGGCAUCGCUGUCAUAGAGAGCGGGAACAUCAACCCCAGCUCAACCCAGGGGGGGUCAGCGUCUGUAUCGGCAACUGACUCAGCGGCAGGAGCAGAGGAAGACGAUAAAGAAAAACAAGAAAAAAGUCGGCACCAAAAGCAACAGCAACAGCACCAGCCGAGGGACAGGCUUGAGCAGAUGAUGGAGACCACCCUGGGGCGCUCGACAGGGCAACAGUGGCCAAAACGCCGGCCGUCCAAGACCAUGUCGCGAACAACUCGCCAGACGACUCACCCCCCGCCGCCUCAACCGCCGUUGUCAUCAUCGUCGUCGUUGCAGCCGAAGCCAAAGUACCCACAGACCAGGUCGAGGAGACGUCGAGUGCCGUCGAACACUGGCGGUGGCGGCGGCGGCCACCUGCAAGGCGACCACGACGACGACAGCAUCGAAGACGGCCUCGUCGUGUCCUCCAUCAUUCCCGACGCGGCGUCGUGCGUGGCGCCGUUCCACGGCCCGCUACCGGUGUCCCUUGCCUUCGGGUGCAGUUCUGAUGGGCUCCUGGCGGUGCCGGCCGGCGACGACGCUUUCGCGGCGAAGGGCAGCAGGGCACGGGAUGAGAGAAACUUGUCGCUCAACGACCUGGCCGCGAGGCUUCAGCAAGACCAGCUGGCCUAG
Messenger RNA from Ectocarpus siliculosus, 3087 nucleotides. The record is from the annotation of a GenBank genome assembly. NCBI's taxonomy places the organism in Eukaryota, Phaeophyceae, Ectocarpales, Ectocarpaceae.